AUGCCUCCAAACGUAGAUAUCAAGCAAAAAUGUCCAAAAGGGGAAACAGGUAAUGCUAACAAAGUAACGUGUAAACAUGGUUUUGAUGCAUCACUGAGAGAUAUAUGCAUAAACAGUGAGAAUACUGAUUACAAAGAAUGCAAACACUAUUUCAAAACCUUUACAACUCGGGAUUUAAAUUAUGGUGGACAUCCUCUUACUGAUGAGAGUGGAUCUGAACUUUCAAAAGAUAAGACGGUCACUGAGUUAUCCGUAUACUAUAGCAAAACAUAUGACAUAGAUCCACAGCACAUAAAGAAGCCUCUUGCAUUAAGGCUUAAAGAGCGCGAUGGUAAGGUACAUUGGUAUGAAAACACCGAGGAUAUAUCUAAUGCUAGAUGGAAAGCUAUUACAGACUCUGAAAACUUCCCUCAAAUUAGCAAUAAGUCUACUGAAGAGUUUACCAAGAACCUACAUGAACUUACCUGUAAACUCCACGACCUCCACUACGUAGACAUUCGUGCAAUCACUAGUUAUAUUUGUGUGUGUAAAGCAUACAAGGUCACACUUUCUGAAGAAAAGAAAUUUACGGUAUAUACCAAAUAUGAGCACAAAUACACUAUUAACCCAGACUCCGUUAGAUACGGAAACGUUAAUCUUAAGUGGAGAAGCAGUAAUUAUGGAGAUGAAGGCAACUACGAUCCUAUCCGACUUAAUAGUGACCACAUUCACUAUCUCUCUGUAUAUUACUGGGAUGAAGACAGGGAGCGGAAGAUACCUCUACUUAUGGAAAUUGCCGCUUUAGGUAUGCAAGUUUCUAUUGCUAAUGAUGGCUAUAAUCACAAUGAGAGAUGGACCAUGAUAAGUGAUGAAGAAGGUUUGCCAAAAAUCCUUACCAAGGACGAACUGGAGGAAAAACUUAAAGAUCUCACCUGUACACUUUUCAAACCAGCAGACAGAAAUACCCUUGAGCAACAGAAGUACAUAAAUGAAUACUGUAACAAGAAGGGAUGUAAGAAUGAAUUGGAACUUAAUUUCCGAGAUGAAAAGGAAGAGAAUGAACGAGGUGAGGCCUUACCACGUGCUGAAGGACAAGUACAAGACAAACCCGAAGAUAUGGAUGAGGAAGAGGGAGGUACAUCUACAGGAAUAGGUAGUGCUGAUACUCCUAAAGGACAUACUGAUCCUGUUUCUGUUGUUAGUGAAGUUAUAGGGGAUUUUGGUAAAAAACUAUUGGGAAUUGUUGAUGGAGCUGUUGGCUCCGUACUAGAUAAAUCCGUUGUAGCUGGAUUGACUACUGCCGUUGGUACAGCUGUACUUGAUGGGCUAAAGUGUGCCAAGUUGGGAACAUCUCCUAAAGGUACUCAUCUUCCUCCUGCUGCUGGUGCCUCUGUAUCUUCUUCAGGUAGUAGAAGCCCUGGUAGUUCUGGAACUAGUAUUGGAGGAGGAACAGGCUCUGCUCAUGUUGGACAUAAGGACGAUAAAGAAUCUAUAGAGACUAUACCCAGUGGCAGGGAAGAUGCCACUUCAGUGAUUAACCCGAGUUUUAUCCUUGAGAUUACUCGUCCUCAUGCAAAUUUUAGAGAUCCCGAGGAAGAUGUGGAUGUUCCAGAGCAUCUAUACUUUCCAGAUUAUGGAGAUAAUUAUCCGGUUUCCCCAGUGGAUAUAACUGUAGAAUCAUAUUUUCCUCCAUAUGAACUUGGUAGAAAGAAUUUUGAGGAAGACGUCCAUACUAAAAAUCCUUCGGAGAACGCAGUUACCGUUGAUUUUUAUCUCCCUGAAGCCUUGGCUAAAGAAGGGAAAAUUAAAUUAGUGGAUCUAGUUUUAGAACCUCAAAUGCCAUUUGAUAUAGUUGUAUGUGAUAGGAACAUCCGGAAUCACGAAGCUAUUGUUGAUUCGGAUGAGAGUGGGACUUGUGGAGACGAUUUUACCAUAGGUGCUUCUAAUACAGAUUAUGUGAGGCACAUUGAUUUGGAAUCAACUUUCGAGCCAAUUUCUCCAUUCUUAAAGAGCAAACAGUUGGAAACAUAUGACCCGAAAAUGAUUGGAACAAAUGAAAGAAUCGAUCCUGUCUCAUAUGCUCGAUCAACUCAAGUUUCUCUUUCUGCUUCUGAUGAACCUGAUAGAGAUCCUGAAUCUUUUACUCCCUCUGAAUUGUUUCUUCCUCACCCUCCUCUUCCUGAAAGACUUGCUCAAAAAGUCUCAGUCACUUCUUCUGAAACUCAUGGUCCUGGAGUUCAACCUCAUGGAACUUCUGACUCUAACACUCCUGAAAUUAUUAAGACUACAAUCUCUGUGCCUGCUGGCAUUCUUACAACUUCUUCCUUGGCUUGUUUUGCAGGAUAUAAGUUCUAUACGAAAUAUAAUGGAGACCCCUGGGUUAGACACGGAUAUCCCAUAGUGUUUUUAAAGAAUCUACCAUAUUGA
Theileria equi strain WA is the source of this 2406-nucleotide messenger RNA. RefSeq lists its product as hypothetical. NCBI's taxonomy places the organism in Eukaryota, Apicomplexa, Aconoidasida, Piroplasmida, Theileriidae. The record is from RefSeq and is a predicted model, not a curated record. The transcript has a single exon. Bases 1 to 2406 code for a protein of 801 amino acids.